Molecule: messenger RNA, 1425 nt
Organism: Blepharisma stoltei
Lineage: Eukaryota; Ciliophora; Heterotrichea; Heterotrichida; Blepharismidae
Source: the annotation of a GenBank genome assembly
AUGGAAUUUGAACGAUAUGCAGUAAAGCCAGAGGAUACUCUGGCUAGUAUAUCAUCUUUAUUUCAUAUGAAAAUUGCUGAUCUCUGCCAUUUAAACCAAAUUUCAGGAGAGGGAGAUCUUUUUCCAGGGAUGGUUUUAGAUGUCCAGCAUGCCGACUCAAAAGCUCUUCCUUUUGAAGAGCUUGGGGACCAGAUAAAUAAUUCUGAUGCACCAGUUCUACAAAGAAACACAACGAUUGAGCAAUUUUCAAUUGAUUCUAGAAACGACUUCACCCUUGAGGUUACAUACUGCACAGCUGACGGAGAUGUUGUCGGUGAGCUUGGCGUUUCUCACAACAAAAUUGUCUUCUGUCCUUAUUCAGAAAAUGAUCGAUGUAUAGUAACUGCGAACACUCAAAAAUACUCAGUGCCAGCCACACAGUUUCGCUUAUGCAUUGCAAUCAGAGACAUUACGUCCUGCAGUAUAUUAGAGCUGCCUUCCCUCAAUGCUUUGCAUCCAGAAGACAAAUUAAAGAACUUCUUCAUUAAUUUUCUAAUUACAAGAACCGGUAAAGAAAAAAAGGAAAUCGAUACAAACAUCCCGAAAGCCAAUGUCUGCUUUAAGCUUUCUGAAAAAGGGCCCAAAGGCCAGUACAACUAUUUUGAACAAAAAGUAAAUUCUGAUGAAUUGGUAGGGCUUGUUAGGUCUAGACAAGAGCAGCAAAGAUUAUCACCUUCGUCAGAAUGAAAGACUUUUGUGCCUUAUUUUGACUUGAAUAGAUCCUAUCAGCAGUAUGUAGAAGCAGGAUUAAAAGAAUCUAACUUUGAAGAAGAGGAAGAAAAAUACCAAGAUUUGAGUAUGGAAAUUGAAGAAUAUCAGCUAGUUACGAGAAGAAGCAUUCGGUUUAGUCUCAUGCUGGAUGAAGAGGAUAUUUUACCUGGGCUCUCACAGCCUUCUGAAAUUUUGAGCGAUGCCAAAGUUAUGCAAAUAACUAAAAACAUGGGAAUGCUGUUUCAAAUAAGAAAUUGGAAACUUGCAUAUUCGUUUACUGUUCAUGGGACUAGCUUAGAAGUAUUUUUCAGGUCACUUGAAGAUUUGGGACCUUCUGUUUUAGUGAUAGAAGAUGCUGAUCACCAUAUUUUUGGAGGAUUCGCUUCACAUCAGUGGAAGCCGACUAAAUUAUUUUAUGGGACUGGCGAUUGUUUCUUAUGAACUUUUCAUGAUACAAAAAAGAUUCAGUGUUUUUUUCCAACUUUAUUAAAUGAUUUUUACAUGAGUUCGGAUCAAGAUGGGAUUACGAUGGGUGCUGGAGGGAAAGCAGGGCUGCUUAUCGAUAGAAAUUUUGUAUAUGGCUCAAGUGGGCGUAGUGAUACAUAUGCUAAUGAAAUCUUGAGUGGAAGAGAGCAUUUUAACCUUUUAAAGCUUGAAUUUUGGGCUUUAGUCUAA